AUGGCGUUCAUAAUUACAUCCAUCACCCUCCUUGUCUUGCUCGCCACCUUUUUGUUGGUACCGCCUGUAGCUGGCUACGUAUUGAGCACGGCUUUGCGCACCGUGGGCUGGUUUCUGAAGAAUAAGACGAACGGGCGGAGGGAAGUAAUUCUUUCGCGCGUGCGUGUUGAAGAGGAAGAGUUCCGCUCUAAACAGUCGUCUUCAACGGCAGGGCCAGAAGAUGAAGACUGGGAAAGAGUAGAUUCUGGAGCGGGAGUUGCCAACAAUGGAGAGCCUGUCGGUGACGACUGGGAAGGUGUAAUCGGCUUCUUCCAUCCUUUUUGUAACGCUGGCGGGGGUGGCGAACGUGUUCUUUGGACUGCUGUAAAAGCAACCCAAGAGCGAUGGCCAAAGGCUAUAUGCGUGAUAUAUACCGGUGAUCAUGAAGUGACUAAGACUGCCAUGAUUGAGAGGGUCGAGACUCGAUUCAAUAUGCGACUCCACGCACCCACUGUUGUGUUGUUGUAUCUCUCCACGCGGAAAUAUAUUCUCAGCAGCAUGUAUCCACACAUGACGCUUCUCGGCCAGUCCUUGGGAUCUUUAAUCGUUGCAAUAGAUGCAUUCAACCUCCUGGUUCCUGAUAUAUACGUCGACACAAUGGGCUACGCAUUCACAAUAGCAUUGUGCAAAUACUUCUUCCCCUCGGUACCUACCGGAGCCUAUGUCCAUUACCCUACAAUUUCUACCGACAUGCUCGAAUCUCUUGAUGAUGGAAGUGGCGUCAAGGGCUUGAACUCGGGAGCUGGAGCUGGUUGGAAAGGCGUGGCGAAGAAAAAAUACUGGAGAUUAUUCGCUAGCCUUUAUGGUUGGGUUGGAAGCAAGGUUGAUGUGGUCAUGACGAAUUCUUCCUGGACUUCGGCGCAUAUCGACUCCCUUUGGGGCCCCUCGCGAAAAAUCCUCGAACACAAGAAAGCCACGGUGGUAUUCCCGCCAACAGCAGUUUCAGAAUUGCACUCUUCGAUCGAAGUGAGCAGUGCCAGCGAAUCAACUCGCGAACCCAGUAUUCUCUAUAUUGCUCAGUUCCGGCCUGAAAAGAACCACUCGCUAGUUCUCCGUGCUUUCUCUCGAUUCCUCAGUCAGAGACGGAAGGACCCAGCAACUUCAUCACAACGAACACCAAAACUCAUUCUCAUCGGUUCAGUGCGGCAUUCCAGUCCAGAUGAGACACAUAUCUACAACCUCCGUCUCCUCGCCCACGAACUGCAUAUCCGUGAGCAGACAGAGUUCUUAUGCGAUGCCAGCUGGCCUGCGAUUCUCUCUCACCUACGGACCUCCUCCAUCGGUACCAACGCAAUGUGGAACGAGCAUUUCGGCAUUGGCGUAGUAGAAUACCAAGCCGCGGGGCUAAUCAGUGUGGUACAUGAUUCUGGCGGUCCUCGCGAAGACAUCGUGAUUGAUCUCGGCGAUGGUGCCACAGGCUUCCGUGCUUCUACCGAAGAGGAAUUUGCCGCUGCAUUCGAGGCUGCAUUGGCACUUCCUGAAGAAGAAAAAGUGGCCAUGCGUUUACGAGCUCGUCGGUCCGCGUUACGUUUUACUGAGGAAGAAUUUUCUCGCAAGUGGAUUAUCGAACUUGAUAAGCUGGUUUCGCAGCAACACAGUCAUCAGCAACGAAAACCGCUAAUAUAG
Molecule: messenger RNA, 1665 nt
Organism: Talaromyces proteolyticus
Lineage: Eukaryota; Fungi; Ascomycota; Eurotiomycetes; Eurotiales; Trichocomaceae
Product: putative alpha-1,2-mannosyltransferase
Exons: 4
Coding region: 1-1665 (554 amino acids)
Biological process (GO): protein N-linked glycosylation
Cellular component (GO): endoplasmic reticulum membrane
Molecular function (GO): GDP-Man:Man(3)GlcNAc(2)-PP-Dol alpha-1,2-mannosyltransferase activity
Source: RefSeq, a predicted model, not a curated record